AAAAAUUAUUAUGGCAGAACUGCAAGACGACUUUCUGACAUGCUACGACGUGUUAGAAAGCGUUGGGAACUUCAUGGCAUCCGUCCCAGUUGGAUAGGAGAAGAAAUCUUUCGGGAACUUCUUAAAUAUUGGGAGAGUGAUGAGUUUGCGGCCAAAUCUGAAAAUGCAAAGAAGAUGAGAGCAUCUGAAAAGGGUGGUUGCCUUAAUGCUGUUGGAAGUAUAAGCACUGCUGAGCAUGUUCGACGCAUGACUAAGGAAUUAAAUAGACCACCACUUAUGACCGAGCUGGUUGCGAGGACUCGGAAAAAGAAAACAGAAGCUUUUGUUGACAAUCGUACACAAAAAGCUAUGGGUAUUACAACUAGCUUAUUAGGUCGAGUGAUGACGACUUCUACUGAUGCGGCUAUUCCUGCUCUGGUGGUCCCAACAACGAUUGUAGUUACUGCCCCGGUAGUAGUUGCGACUAUUAUAUGGGGUAUAACUCCUGAGGUGGAAUUGUUGACCGCUACAACGGCCGACCUCUCUUUCUGUGAGCCUUCACCAUCUCCUUAA
This is a messenger RNA of Vicia villosa (hairy vetch), 552 nucleotides long. RefSeq lists its product as uncharacterized. The transcript has 3 exons. Bases 40 to 552 code for a protein of 170 amino acids. The record is from RefSeq and is a predicted model, not a curated record. Lineage: Eukaryota; Viridiplantae; Streptophyta; Magnoliopsida; Fabales; Fabaceae.